UUGAUGGAGAAACCUAAAGAGGCCGUAUACAGAGAGGAGAGUGAUGCCAGCUCAGAGGAGGAGACCAACCACAGCUCAGCCUCUUCUGGAUUCAAAGAGAAAGCGUGCUCUGCAGAAGAUGAUGACAGACCAAUGGAAGCAAGUGCUGCAACAGGCAUCAAGAAAAAUGAUGCUGGGUUUAUCUUGGCAUUAUGUGGUGAUGCAGGUUCAAUUGUGACUGGAUCCAAAAACAUCUUAAUUCCCCAAAAGGAACAUACACAUUUUUCAUCCAUGCUGUACGACUUGUGUGGUCGGCACAUAUCUGUUAUUAACCUGCUCGGCCAACAAGACAUUAUAGAUAUUGAAGAAACAACCCUAAAUAAGGGAAUUAAUGCCUUUCUUUUGUUGAUCAAAAAUGGUCUCCAUGAGAACCAUUACAAAUCAGGGCUGCGGUGGUUGGAAAAAACCUUUGGCAGAGAGUCACUGCCUUAUGUAAUGACAGUUGUGACUCGCAGUUUAGGUGAAAAAUGUGAGGAUGCACUAAAAGAUCUGCAAGUCCACGAGAGCUUUGCUGAAAAUAGAUACCACGUGUGUAUAAGGAGUAUGUCAGAGGCAGAGGAGAUAGCCGAGCUGCUGGUAAAAAUAGAAAUCAUGGUUUCUGAAAACAAUCCAUCCUGCUUUACGGGCCGGAUACGCGGUGGAAAUAGAGAGCAAAAAGAGGAUCUGGAGCCCGAACAUCAUGGAUACAAGUCAAUGGAGCCUGCAGUGCUUAAGGAAAACAAAACUGGUAAAACAUAAUUGUGUUCUUUCAUGAGUUAAUAAUUCUGUACAUUUCUUACAGCAGGAACCUAACAG
Messenger RNA from Cyprinodon variegatus (sheepshead minnow), 834 nucleotides. RefSeq lists its product as uncharacterized. The transcript is spliced from 3 exons. The coding region runs from base 4 to 777 and encodes 257 amino acids. Lineage: Eukaryota; Metazoa; Chordata; Actinopteri; Cyprinodontiformes; Cyprinodontidae. The record is from RefSeq and is a predicted model, not a curated record.